Adineta ricciae is the source of this 1047-nucleotide messenger RNA. NCBI's taxonomy places the organism in Eukaryota, Metazoa, Rotifera, Eurotatoria, Adinetida, Adinetidae. The record is from the annotation of a GenBank genome assembly.
AUGACUAAACACUUGUCUAAGCCGAUCGGACCAUACUCACCCCACCCGUUAAUAACUGUACGUUGGAUGAACAUUCGAGUGCUUUCAUUAAUCGGAUGUUUAAUUAUUCUUCUAUUCAUUUUGCGGUAUAAUUUUAUAACAUGCUUUUAUAUUAUUCAAACAUAUCUAACAUGGUUUCGAUUUUAUUCCGGUGUAAUUACUGCGAAUGAUAACUUUGAUACAUCCAUGUUAAGUUACCCGUCAAAUCAAACAUCAGCACAACCAAUUUAUGCGGAUAUUGUUCCAGCUAUUUUACAUCAUAUUGUCAUUGGUAAUCUCGAUUUAGCUCAACGGCCAACAUGGGUGGCUGCACGAGAUGCUUGCUUGAAAUGGCAUCCCAACUAUGAAUACCGGUUUUGGAAUGAUUCAUCUGCCAAAGACUUCAUUAGAAAGGAAUAUCCAUGGUUUUUACAAACAUGGGAAACUUAUCCGUAUUCAAUACAACGUGCCGAUAGUUUACGGUAUCUGGUUUUAUACCAUUAUGGUGGUAUUUUUCUCGAUAUGGAUCUCCAUUGUCGUCGAUCAUUAGGACCACUUCGUCGCUUCGAAUUCAUCUCACCAUUAGCCAAUCCUGUUGGUAUAUCCAAUGGAUUUCUUAUGGUUUCUGCUCGUCAUCCAUUUUUUAAAGUUCUUGUUGAACAGUUGCCCUUAUUCAAUCGGAAUUUUAUUCUACCUUAUGCUACAGUCAUGUUCUCUACUGGUUGUAUGUAUCUAUCAACACAGUAUUCGUUGUUUAAUGAACGAUGUCGAUUAAAACUGUUGAAUUAUGAACAGCAUCGUUUAAGUGGAAAUAUUUCUACACCACUGUUUCAUCAUCAGGGCAGUAGUAGUUGGCAUUCGACUGAUGCAACGUUCAUCAAGAAUAUUUAUCAUGUUCUCCGUCAUCUAGUUUAUCAUCGAAAUUUUCUUUUUAUUAGUCUAUUUUUGAUUAUCAUUGUUGUUUUAGUAAUAUCAUAUCGACGAAGAAUCAAAUCUCAGGAAAGUCAUAAGAACGUUUUACACUUUUAA